UUCACCGAACUUAAUUACAAAUAACCCUUUUAUCUGUUAGAAAACAUUCAAUUUGGAAUUUCUUAAAAAUGUUGGAAAUCUUAUAAAGUCGAAUUUUUCAUUCUUCAUUGUGCUCCACUUGUUGGAAUAUUUUUAGUAUCAUGUACUUAACAAUUUACUUAAUUUCAUCAAUAAUACCUAAUGUUUUAAUGGACUGCGGCUGUACUUCUAACAGAGAGGUUGAUACUAACAAGAAAUGUACUUCAGAAUCAAUAAAAGUUAAUAAAUACACGAAGGAGGCCAAUAUAGCUUUCAAUUCAGAAGAAAUGGUUUUGAUUCAGGGCAAUACUUUUGAAAUGGGGACCAAUGAACAAGUUUUCCCUGCUGACUAUGAGGGACCUGUUCGUAAUGAAACUGUGGAUUCUUUUCAUUUAGAUAUUUAUGAAGUUUCAAAUGAGAAAUUUCUCAAUUUUGUAACAGAAACGGGGUAUGUUACUGAGGCGGAGAAAUUUGGUGAUAGUUUCAUAUUUGAAAUGUUUAUACCCAAAAAAGAAAGAAGUAAAUUCAAAGCAUACAGGGCUGUUCAAGCUCCUUGGUGGAUAAAAAUGAAGGGAGUAAGCUGGAAGAAACCUGAAGGACCUAACUCUAAUAUAGAAGGAAUAUUGAAUCAUCCUGUUGUGCAUGUUUCCUGGAAUGAUGCUAUGGAAUAUUGCAAGUAUAUGGGUAAAAGAUUACCUACAGAAGCUGAAUGGGAAAUGGCUUGUAGAGGUGGAUUAAGACAAAAAUUGUAUCCUUGGGGUAACAAACUGAAUCCAAAAAACAAGCAUUGGUUGAAUAUAUGGCAAGGUGAAUUUCCAGAAACCAAUACAGCUGAAGAUGGUUUCAUUGGAACAGCUCCAGUAAAUCACUUCACACCAAACAAGUUUGGCUUGUUUAAUAUGGCGGGUAAUGUCUGGGAAUGGACUAAUGACAAUUGGAUGAAUGACCCUGAAUCAAAAGUAAAAAAGGGAGGAUCCUUUUUGUGUCAUCAAUCAUACUGUUGGAGAUACAGAUGUGCUGCCAGAUCCUUCAACACCAAAGACAGUUCAUCAAGUAAUCUAGGUUUCAGAUGUGCAAGAGAUGUAAAAUGAUCGAAUUUUUAUAGUUUCAAACAAUAAAAUGGCUCAUUGCCAAUCACUUGAAAUCCUUA
Messenger RNA from Harmonia axyridis, 1168 nucleotides. Its product is annotated as formylglycine-generating enzyme. The coding region runs from base 141 to 1109 and encodes 322 amino acids. NCBI's taxonomy places the organism in Eukaryota, Metazoa, Arthropoda, Insecta, Coleoptera, Coccinellidae. The transcript is spliced from 4 exons. The record is from RefSeq and is a predicted model, not a curated record. Gene Ontology annotation, cellular component: endoplasmic reticulum.